This is a messenger RNA of Cololabis saira (Pacific saury), 2535 nucleotides long. It is a transcript of the gene ift52, whose product is annotated as intraflagellar transport 52 homolog (Chlamydomonas). Gene Ontology annotation, biological process: cilium assembly; intraciliary transport. The record is from RefSeq and is a predicted model, not a curated record. Lineage: Eukaryota; Metazoa; Chordata; Actinopteri; Beloniformes; Belonidae. The transcript has 14 exons. The coding region runs from base 79 to 1383 and encodes 434 amino acids. Gene Ontology annotation, cellular component: centriole; intraciliary transport particle B; cilium.
CAUCGACAAGUUAUGAAAACGAUUCAGAUGUGUAUGGAUGCCCAUCAAGCCAUCUUUGAGGUGUGUACCUUGUAAAUAAUGGAGAAGGACCAACACAAUACUGUCGUCUUCAGUGCUUCCAAAAGAGAGCUGUUUACCGCGAACAAUGGAUAUAAAUCCCUGCAGAAGAGGCUCCGAGCUCAGUGGAGAAUCCAGAGUUUUAAGGAAGAACUCUCUGUGGAGAAGUUGAAAGGUGUCAAGUUGUGGAUCACUGCUGGCCCGAGGGAGAAGUUCACAGCAUUAGAGCUGGAGGCUCUGAAGCUCUACCUGGAUGGAGGGGGAAAUGUGCUGGUCAUGCUCGGCGAAGGAGGGGAAAUGAAAUAUGACACGAAUAUCAACUUUCUUCUGGAGGAGUUUGGAAUUAUCGUCAACAAUGAUGCUGUUGUGAGGAAUGCAUACUACAAAUACUUCCAUCCUAAGGAGGCGCUGGUGUCUGAUGGUGUACUAAACAGAGCGAUCAGUCGGGCCGCUGGGAAAGUGGUCACUGGAAUCUCUGAAGAUGAAAAUAUUGGAAACAAUACACAGCCUCUAACAUUUGUGUACCCAUAUGGUGCCACGCUGAGUGUGAUAAAGCCUGCCGUGGCUGUUCUUUCCACUGGUUCUGUCUGCUUCCCGCUCAACAGGCCCAUCCUGGCCUUCUACCAAGGAAAGCAGUCUGGCAGACUGGUUGUUUUGGGUUCCUGCCACAUGUUCAGUGAUCAGUACAUAGACAAAGAUGAGAACAAUAAAAUCGUGGAUGUUGUACUUCAGUGGCUCAUGACUGAUAAUGUUCAGCUGAACCAGAUUGAUGCAGAAAAUCCAGAGAUCGCAGAUUACUCCAUGUUGCCAGACACAGGAUGUUUGUCAGAACAGCUCAGAGGGUGUUUGCAAGAGGGAGAUGAAAACCCCAGAGACUUCACCUCCCUCUUUGACAUGUCUUUGUUCAAUCAAUCAGUCGACACUUUACCUCAAGUCAUAAGUACCUAUAAGCAACUUGAUGUAAAAAAUGAGACACUUACGCUGAUCACACCCCAGUUCGAGACCCCUCUGCCUGCACUUCAGCCUGCUGUCUUUCCACCUGCCAUAGAUGAUUUUCCUCCUCUUAUGCUGGAUCUGUUCAAUCUAGAUGAAACGUUCUCGUCAGAGAAGGUGCGCCUGGCACAGCUUACCAAUAAAUGCACUGAUGAAGAUCUGGAGUUCUAUGUCCGCAAAUGUGGGGAAAUUCUUGAUGUGACGCCCAACUUGGAUAAAGAGCAGAGGGAUGCCAAGCACAUCUUGGAACGCAUCUUUUUCCAGGUUGUAGAAUUCAAGAAACUAAACCAAGAGCACGAUAUUGAUGUCGAGCCCCAAUUCACACCAUCGUGAUCCACAUACACCACAAGCUGACCAAGAAGGCUUUGGAUUCAUGUAUGACAACCAGAAAGUGCAUUGAGUUUAUAUAAUUUAUUUAAAAAAAAAAAAAAAAAAAAAAAAAAACACUGAAAAGAAACCACAAAAUUCACUCGUUUAUUAGGCAGUCAUUUAAAAAUUGAUAGUCCACCCCGAUGAUUGUAGCCACAGGGAACUGCAAACAGAACUUCAAGGAUGUUGAUGUUAGGGUUCUUGUCAUCACCCCUCAGGUAAAAAUCACAGCGGAACUUCAGCUUUUGCACAUUGGAGCAGAUUUGGACUCAACGCCUGCUCCUGCGUGCUUGAUUCCAUCCAGAUCCUGGGACUGCUACUCUCCACGUUAAUCAGAGAAACAUCCCAUGAAACUUGUGAGGCAGUGAGAUCACUAUAUGACCGAUCAAAACUAGUUGCGUUUUCUGGCUUUUUAAUGAGUAUCUGGGGAUACUGAGGAGUGGAGGCUUUCUCCUGUGAUGGCGGGGCCAUGGUACAGUUACCAGUCGGAGUGUUGAUCCUAUGCAACGAAAACCUCUGACAAGGAGAAAUGGUGUCCGUUGAUAGGCAAAGAGAAGCCACUACAGAAAUCUUGCAGUCAGAGCCAUCAGCUGCUGCAUCAUUUGAUGUCUUUGAUGUAGACAUGGGGUCGAAAGACAAUGUCGACGUCAAACUCUGUUCGCCAAAAAACUUCUUGUCAAACUCUGAUGGAGAUGAGCAGUCAAAGCUUUCCAUAUCUAGAUGGAAAGAUUUUAAUCACCAUUAGGAAUUAAGUCCCAGCUAUAAAUUAAGACAUUUUCAGAAAACUAAAAACAAAUACCUUUAGUGAAAGAAGUUUUCUCCAUUGUGUCCAUGGCUUUCAAACACCACGUUACUUUCAGGUGGGUUUUAAACCUUCUGAAGCUGAUUGUUAAUUGGACCAGCUGGAGACUGAGUGGCUCAUCAGUCUGGAUAGGAAAAUGUUUUUUUUUUUAAAGUGUCGUAAGGGUUAUUUUAACUCUUUAUAUUCAAGUUUAAACUAAAGUAUACAUAUUUAAGAUUUGGUACUCUUAAAUUGUUUUAAUCUGUUUUUUCUUUGAUUCAAAGCCAUUUGUUUUGUAAGUUUAUAGUUUCCUAUACAUCAUCUAAACAUGAAGA